Leptinotarsa decemlineata (Colorado potato beetle) is the source of this 609-nucleotide messenger RNA. RefSeq names its product myrosinase 1-like. Gene Ontology annotation, molecular function: beta-glucosidase activity. NCBI's taxonomy places the organism in Eukaryota, Metazoa, Arthropoda, Insecta, Coleoptera, Chrysomelidae. The record is from RefSeq and is a predicted model, not a curated record. Gene Ontology annotation, biological process: carbohydrate metabolic process.
UAUAAAUCCUCUGGUUUUUGGCGAUUAUCCGACUGGUAUGAAAGAAGGAAUUCAAAGUCGCAGUUUACAACAAGGAUUUCAGGAAUCGCGUUUGCCAAAAUUCAGCAAAUUACAGCAGAUCACUUUGAGACAAUCUUUUGACUUCAUUGGUGUGAAUAACUAUAUUUCGUUCUAUGUUAGAGCUGACAGGACUCUUUCUCAGAAUCCUAGUUUCACUAAUGAUCGUCAAGCUACUGUAUUCGAGGAUCCCGAAUGGAACACAAACUAUGAAAAAAAAAAUUAAGAUUUACACAACUGGAUUAGGAAAUAUACUCAGACACAUUAGAGACAAUUACAAAAAUCCGGUGUUAUUCAUUUCAGAACAAGGAUACAAUAAUCAAGGAGGUUUGAAUGACACUGAUCGAGUUUUAUAUAUCAAGACCAAAACUUGGCCUGUACAGCGUAAACUUCACUGAUCCGAAGAGGACAAGGACUCCGAAGGAAUCAGCAAAAUUCAUAACCGAAUUUCUGAAAAGUAAAACAUUGACUCUGUCUUAAAAACGUGAUACAAAAAACUGUACCUCACCUGAAUUGGAUAUAGCUCGAAAAAUAAAUAUUGAUGAUAUAUUA